CCUGCAAAUCCUCAUUGUGUCUAAACCUAUGAGACUAUAUCUGGUAGUGUAUUAAGACUAUAGAAAAUGAUAACUAGAAACAGGACUAAAGCGUUCCUCUCGUGAUGGCAUCGAGGCUACUCUCUAAGUCGCUAAUUACCUGAUCCGGCAACUAGACAAGCAUUUGCCAAGUCGUGCCAAGUUUUUCUCGUCCAUGACGCUCAAUUCUGGGGUUGACGAAUCAGAUCUACCAAACAGAUGGAGUCAAUAUUUACAUUUGAUACAGCACCAUGCUCAACUUACCCAACAGAGCAUAACUCAUCGCGAUUCCAGGUUUCGAUUCGCCAACUCGAAAGUAGACGAUUGGACUCGUUUAACAUGAACGAUGUGACCCCGGGCCGUCUCAUCUUUGUUAGCAUAGCACAGUUUUGCGUUGAACUCGUCAUGGCUCGACGGGUUUAAUCAUGACGUCAACUUUUGACAUACCCUUCACAAUCCGUCAUGAUCCAUUUGCAACUGAUAUUUAUAACCGGCCAGGCCAAUGUUUAUCAAUCGUUCUUCACUCGGUCUUAACUUCGUACACCAUUACUAGAGUCCCUUUGCACCCUCCGCGAGUUUCGAGCAUCCCCUAUCGGGACUCGAAUAGGAAGAUCUCUCGUACACGCCAUAUCCGCAUUCCUGCAUAACGCCUAACAUAUAAUAAAUCGGCCAACAUGAGUUUCUUCAACCGUCGUCGUGCCGAUGGGACAAAUAGUAACGGACAUCGGGCCGGACAUGUCAAAGAUACCGUAGCCUAUCCUAUGGCGGUCCGUCCGAGUUUUGGCCAGUGGCUCAAAGUUACGUGGCUCGAUAUCAUUACCAUGACUAUCAUGGGCGCGAUAGGGCUUGGUGUCUACGAGGCGAAACCAGCUCCGACUCGAUCAUUCCCAGUAACCUUCUCCGAUGGCGAGGUCGUAUAUCCGCAAUUCGCAUAUCCCCUGCGUAAGGAGAUCAUCCCAAUUUGGCUUGCAGCAUUACUCGCGGCCUUGGUCCCUAUUGUCGUUAUUCUUCUCAUGCAAAUUCGGAUCCGAUCUUUUUGGGACGUGAAUAACGGUAUCAUCGGUCUUCUAUACUCGCUCAUCACCGCCGCCGUCUUCCAGGUCUUUUUGAAAUGGCUUAUCGGUGGCUUGCGCCCGCACUUCCUCGCCGUGUGCAAGCCCGACGUAAGCCUCGCUAGCAACGCUCCCGGCGUUAAGGGCGCUGGUUAUAACGGGGCUGGCUUCACCAACAUCUACUACACCAAAGAGAUCUGCACUGGUGACGAGAACCAGAUCAAUGACUCUCUCGAAUCAUUCCCGUCCGGUCACAGCACAGCGGCCUUCGCCGGCUUUAUCUAUCUGGCGAUAUAUUUGAACGCUAAGCUAAAGGUCUUCUCAAACUACCACCCGGCGAUGUGGAAGCUAGUAGCGACCUAUGCGCCGGUACUAGGAGCUACGCUGAUUGCUGGCGCGUUGACGAUCGAUGAGUUCCACCACUGGUACGAUGUCUUGGCGGGCGGCAUCAUUGGCACCGUCAUGGCCUUCUCCGCGUACCGCAUGUGUUACGCCGCGAUUUGGGAUUGGCGCUGGAACCACGUUCCCCUUCACCGCGGACAGGCAUGUCUCUACACUUACGACAGCGUCGAGCUUAUGGAUGCACUGUGGACACGCAAGGCCGGAUGGGGUGCUGGAGUUUUGGGUUACGGCGGUAAUGCGCACGGUACAAGCCGCCAUAGCGGUGUGACUAGUUUCCAGCGGAAGCCGGUUGGGAGCGGUACCGCACGGAGGGGUGAUGAUAUUGUCUAAAUGAUUAUACCUAGAAUCGCGGUAUGUUUACGACGACAAACAAAAGGUUGGUGAUUGCGCGAAAUACACGAUGGUAAGAUAUACCGCAUGAUUGUAUCAUAAUGUUAAUUGAAAAUAUUUGCCUGCGAAACUUCCCAAGUGCGUCGAAAACCAAAGCCAGUAGCUUAGGUUUUAGCUCGAAUACUCAAUAUCAUACCUCCGGCGGCCCCUGCUAGGGAUACUGUUC
This is a messenger RNA of Daldinia loculata, 2028 nucleotides long. Its product is annotated as acid phosphatase/Vanadium-dependent haloperoxidase. Lineage: Eukaryota; Fungi; Ascomycota; Sordariomycetes; Xylariales; Hypoxylaceae. The record is from RefSeq and is a predicted model, not a curated record. Gene Ontology annotation, biological process: phospholipid metabolic process. Bases 693 to 1802 code for a protein of 369 amino acids. The transcript is spliced from 2 exons. Gene Ontology annotation, molecular function: phosphatidate phosphatase activity.